Messenger RNA from Lodderomyces elongisporus, 1056 nucleotides. RefSeq lists its product as uncharacterized. NCBI's taxonomy places the organism in Eukaryota, Fungi, Ascomycota, Pichiomycetes, Serinales, Debaryomycetaceae. The transcript has a single exon. The coding region runs from base 1 to 1056 and encodes 351 amino acids. The record is from RefSeq and is a predicted model, not a curated record.
AUGUUUUUCAAGUCCACAGCAACGAUAGAGGAGUUUCCUUACUUUAAUCCAGAUACAGAAAGGCGAGUAGCGCUAAUUACUGGUGGGAACAGCGGUGUGGGAUUCCACACUGUCUUGCAUCUAUAUUUGCAUGGUUAUAUCGUAUACAUUGCCAGUAGAUCGAGAUCGCGGUUCACAAAGCUGUGUAAAGAGCUACACCAACGGGCAACUUCAUCAAUAAACAGUCGAGUUUGUCUGCAAAAUGACCAGCUUAAAAAGGACGAUUUGAAAAAUAGCCGUGAAAAUCGACAGCUUGGCGAAUUGCAUUUUCUUGACCUAGAUUUGACCAGCUUACAAUCUGUGCUCCGAGCAGUCGAACUGUUUAAAGCCAGAGAAAAAGAUUUGCACCUACUAAUAAAUAAUGCAGGUGUAAUGGCGCUCCCGUAUACUUUAACACAAGAUAACUUUGACAUUCAACUACAAACCAACUUUAUAUCGCCUUUUUUGCUUACCUUAAAGUUGCUUCCAAUAUUGGAGCGGACUAGCGAACGAUAUCCAUUUAUCGAAAGACCAAGAGUUGUAUACUUGAGCUCAGUGGGCCACCAAUUUGCCUACAACUAUUUCAAUUUAUCAUCUCCAAUGAAUUAUAGCCCCAAUUUCAUCUUCACCUGGGUGCGAUACGGAAUUGCAAAAACAGCAGGCAUACAUUUUAUGAAAAUGCUCUCGUUGCGGAAUCCUAAAAUCUUAUGUCUCUGCGUUCACCCUGGAUUUGUUAUGAACACAAACAUAUUCUCGUAUUGGACUAACCUACCCCUCGUGGGGAUCUUAUUUUGGUGUUUCUUCCAACUAUUCUCCUGGUUUUUUGGUGUCACUGCAGAACAAGGUGCCAACACUAUUUUACAAAGCUCGCUAAACCCAGCUUUAACUCUUGAGAAAAGCAACGGGAAGUAUUACGGAAACCAAGGGAACGAAAUACAACCGUCCAAGGUUGCUAGCAACAUGGACUAUGCAGCAAGAACGUGGAUUUGGACGGUACGAGAGCUAUCUGAGAGAGGAAUAACAAUUCUGGAUUUGUGA